AUGAUAAUUCUACGAUAUAAGAAUGUCUUGGCUGAUGGGCCAGUUAAUGUCGUGUCUUGUUGUUUACUGUGCGAUGUUGAGUAUGCAAUUGGGAGAUCAAGUAAGAAUAAAUUUGCAAUUAAGAAUGAUAAGAGUAUCUCGAGGCAGCAUGUAAGUUUAUUAUGGAAAUACUCGAGUGAUGAUAAAAACGUGAUAAUACAGAUCAAGAACUUCGGGAAAGUUACUAUGAUAAAGGAUAAGUAUUUAUCUCAAGAUGAAACUUUACAAUUCACACUUAUCGAUAAGAAACUUGAAGUGAAUAUUGGUACAAGCCCUAUAACAUUGGAAAUCUUUAACCAAGAAGUUGUAUGCAAUUCGAUUGAGGAUAUUCAAAAUAGUGAUUCAAAAUUAAUCUUAAAUAAUCUAAACAUACUGCAAGAUGAUCCAUUAACCUUAAAAAGAGAAGGACCAACAAUAAUUAUUAAAGAGAAUAGUUAUACUGACAUAUUGCUUGAAUUGUUUAGCAAUGUAUUUGGAAUUCCAAUAGUUACCAUUGAAGAAUUAAGAGGUAUAGCCAACGCUAAUGAUUUUUAUUCAUAUUGGGAUAAAAUAUAUUCUAGAAAGAAGAACAAGGGUAAAGCAUGCAUGUUAGAUUUAUCCACUUGUUAUUAUAUUUCUGAGGUAGAUAAAUACGUUGAUUAUGUCAAAGUUGCUAUACGUUCAUUAAAUGCAGAAAUAAAGAUAUUAAAAGAUAAAGAUGAUUUGGUGAAAGAUAUACGUAAAAAUAUAAGCAAGGGAAAUAUCUCUAAAUUUUUUGUAUUAAGCAAUGACAUAACUCAGGGAGAAGAGGCACCAUUUAAUAUUUCUGUGACAUCGAUAGCAAAGCUUUUAGAGGCGGUUAAAACCAAUAACAUGAAGGAUAUUGUUAUGCAUGACUAUAGUUCUUUUAAAAUUGAGAUACCUAGAGAAGUUAAAAGUCCCAAAGAUGACAAUAUAAUUGAAAAACAGGAACCUCCUGCACCUAAAAGAAGAAGAAUGAAUAGAUCCAAGGUCAAACCUUUAGAUACUUUAUCAUUUUUUGCUGGCGGAAUGUCUCAUGAUACUCAUUCUAUAAACACUAAACCAUCAAAUGAUGUCCAAUCUCAUCAAGAAACUGAAAAAGAUGUAAAUAAUUCUAAAAUUGAGAGCAUACAAGAUGUAGAAAGUAACCAAGAUCAAACUAAGUAUGACAAAAGUACAGAAUUACAGAAAAGCAAAGCUGUUUCAAAGAAUGCUGAUGAUAAACUGCAAGAUAGCACAGCUGAAAAGCCAAUAAACUUUAAUCCAACCACUAAAACUCCAAGCUUCUCACCUUCAAUUAAUGAUAAAGCGAUAGAAAAUUCUAAUGCUAAUCUUGACCCAACAAUGGAAAAGACAAGAGUAAAUAAAAAGCCAGCUUCAUUAGAUACUAAGAAUAAUCUUCUCGACAAUAAGUUAAUAGCUGAGCAAAUCAAUGAAGCAUUAUCUGCCAAAACGAAUGAUGCUCCUGUCGUAAGGCGGCGAAGAACAUUAUUAGACUACGGUAAUACAGAUAAAAGUUCAAGCACCGAUUUAGUGAGAACAAUCCAAAAUGUAAAGUCAAGAGGGGUUGACAGAGUAAAUUCAAAAAUAGUUACUGUUGAUGAAAAUGAAUUAAACGAAGAGGAAUUGAAUAAAUUCUUCGAUGUAGUCGUAGUUGAUGUGAAUGAUAAACUUAUGAAAAAACAUCCUAAUGCACAAAAGGUUAUUGACAAUGCGAAUAUCGAUCAUAACUCGAAUUUUAAAAAUAGAAAAGACUAUAAACUAUUUAAGAAAAGUAUACCUAAAUGGCAAUCAAAAUUAAACAAACAACAUCAUAGCAUGACAAGUGAUAAUGGAGAAAAUUUAGUUGUUUCAAAAAACAGAAAUAAGAUUCCUCUAAGAAAAUAUAAUGAAAAUGAAAAAAUCCAUGAAGCUGAUAUAUUCGAAUUCGAAUCAUCAAAGAAAACAGAAAAUCCAGAAUCGUUACCAAAAAAUAAUAAUGAAAUGGAAGAGAAAGAAAGAGAAAUUAAUGCACAUACUUUAACAUUCAGUGAAAAUUCCAGUAAUAAUAAAUUAUUUUACCAAGAAGAGGAUGAGGAUGAAGAGCAGUAUGGAGUCGAUGUUCCUAUUUCUAGUAAUGCAAAUCAUCACUCAGUACAGAUGAAUAACAAUGAUAUCUUACAGGAAAAUAAUACUUCAUUUUCGGAUAUUAGACAAAAUUCAGAUUUAACAAAACACAAUUUUAAUUCCAUUCCUGACGAUUCCGAUGACGAUUCCGAUGACGAGCCAAAGUUUAAAUUCAAUCGUUAA
This is a messenger RNA of Tetrapisispora phaffii CBS 4417, 2328 nucleotides long. It is a transcript of the gene XRS2, whose product is annotated as Xrs2p. Gene Ontology annotation, molecular function: protein binding. NCBI's taxonomy places the organism in Eukaryota, Fungi, Ascomycota, Saccharomycetes, Saccharomycetales, Saccharomycetaceae. The transcript has a single exon. The record is from RefSeq and is a predicted model, not a curated record. The coding region runs from base 1 to 2328 and encodes 775 amino acids.